This is a messenger RNA of Rotaria sp. Silwood1, 3369 nucleotides long. NCBI's taxonomy places the organism in Eukaryota, Metazoa, Rotifera, Eurotatoria, Philodinida, Philodinidae. The record is from the annotation of a GenBank genome assembly.
AUGCGUAUUGGACAAUCAAUUUGGUCUCGAGAAGACUUUAAUCUAAACAAUCCAACAAGUUCAUUGGUACUUUCAACAAAAGCUAAUAAUUUGAUAAAACUUCGGUCUGCUGCAGAAUUCAAUCGUAGUUUCGAUACGCAUAAUGAUGAUAAUGAACAAGAAAUUAUCUUGCCACAUGGACAUUUAAUAAAUUCAAGUAAAAAUCUUUUUUCAAAUCUACAGUUACGUAGUCGUAUUUAUGAACAACAACAAUUCGUAUCAAAUGAUGGUACAGUUAAAACAGUUUAUUAUUUUCGUGCAACAAGAAUAUGUGUUGAUGAAUCUGGUCCAUUUUGGCCCAUGACAUUUCCUAUAAAACAUCCAACACCAUCAUUUUUAUCUUUUACACGAAAUGAAAAAAAAUAUCGUUUAAAAGAAUAUUAUUAUUCACACGAUAAUCAUUUUUUAGGUAAAAAUUAUCAACAAACAUAUGAUAAUCAACCAGUUGUAUUUAAAUAUACCGAUACUUUUAAACAUCCAAUUCUUGUUUAUGAUAUGGAUAAAUCACCAAGACAACAACAACCUAAAGCAAAUGAAAGUGAACAAAUGUGUCCAUCGUUAAUAUUUGAAUCACGUUUUGAAGGUGGAAAUUUAAGACAAGUUAAACGUGUAGGUCAAUUUGAAUAUGAACUUGUACUUCGACCUGAUCUAUACACUCGACGACAUACACAAUGGUACUAUUUUCGUGUACAAAAUAUGAUUGCUAAUAUAACAUAUCGUUUUCGAAUUAUUAAUUUGGUGAAAAAAUCUAGUCUAUAUAACGAAGGUAUGCAAAUUCUUCUUUUUUCGGAUGUAGCCGGGAAAAAAGAACUACGCGGUUGGCAUCGUGUUGGUCAUCAUAUUAAUUAUGUAGAAUAUAAACAACGCACUUAUAAUCCUUUACUUGAACGAGAUAUUAAUUAUUUUGAACUUGAUUUUCAACUUGAAUUUGCCCAUACUGGUGAUACAUGUUACAUAGCACAUUGCUAUCCAUAUACAUUUUCUGAUCUCAAGGACGAUUUAGAUUAUUUAUCAUCAAUACGAUCACAAGAAGUUUUUCGUCGUGAUAUUUUAUGUGAAUCUCAAGCAGGAAAUUCAUGUUUCAUUGUAACUGUAACUGAUGAAUCGGUACCGAUAAGUCAAAAAAAGUUUGUUUUUAUAACUGCACGAAUACAUCCAGGUGAAACAAAUUCAAGUUAUAUGAUGCGUGGUGUACUUGAAUUUAUUACAUCAGAUGAUAAAGUAGCUCAAAAAUUACGUUCACAAUUAGUAUUUAAAAUUGUACCAAUGCUUAAUCCUGAUGGUGUUAUUAUUGGUAAUUAUCGAUGUUCAUUAACUGGAAAAGAUAUGAAUCGUAAUUUUCGUCAUCCACGUAAACAAACUUUUCCAACCAUUUAUCAUAUGAAACAAUUAAUGCAAGAUUUACAAAAAGAACAACAUGAAAUCUUAGCUUUUUGUGAUCUUCAUGGUCAUAGUCGUAAAUCAAAUGUAUUUGCUUAUGGUUGUGAUGGAUGUGAUGGACCACAACCAGAUAUGAAAAAUUUUUUAAGUGCACGUGUUCUUCCAUAUAUUAUGUCGAGAACGGCACCGGAAAUGUUUUCAUUUGAUUAUUGUAAAUUUCAUAUACAUCGAUGUAAAGAAUCUACAGGGCGUGUUGUUAUGUGGAAGGAAAUGUUAAUUAAAAAUAGUUUUACAUUAGAAGCUUCAUUUGCAGGAUCAAGUAUUGUAGAAAAAUCAUGUCAUUUUAAUAUCCAAGAUUAUGAAAAAUUUGGACAAUGUAUAUGUCAAUCAUUAAGACAAUAUUUAGAUAUUCUUUCCGAUUCAACACGAUUGGAUUCCAUAUUUUUGGAUAUAACAAAAAGUGUUCUUCGUAAAUUAGGAAAAGAAAAAAUUCCACCUACUUUAUUACCUGCUGUUUAUCCAGAAGAAAAACAAACUGAAGAACUACAAAUAUCAAUUACUUCAGUUGCUAGUUGUUUACAAGUAUUAUCACAAUGUCAUGAUACUAUUAAUGAACAAGAUGUAUCCAGUUCCAGCGAUUCAGAUAGUGAUCCUGAAGGUGGUGAAUUACCUGAUAUUCCAUAUCAAAAAGAAGAACAAUCACCAAAGAAAAAAUUAAAAAAGAAACGACCAGAAAAAAUUAUUGAAGAACGUGUUCAAAGAUUAGCUCGUAAACGAGAGGCAAACGAAGAAUCUAAUGUUAUUAGCAGUGCUAGUUGUGCUAAUGGUACUAAUGGUACUAAUGGUACUAAUGGUAUCAAUGGUACCAAUGGUACCAAUGAUACCAAUGAUACCGGUCGUCGAAUACGUGUAUCUUAUCCAUAUACAUCGGAAAUCGAUAUGAGUUCACAAUUAAAACUUACACUUGCCGUUGAUCAGAUGGACAAAGCAGUCCGUACAUUGCCACCACGAGGUACUCUAUUUACAAGUAAAUAUGCUAAUCGAAGUGGACAUGGUAUACCAAUUUUUACUACUGAACGAGCACUGGAACGAAAACAGAAAAUAUGCAAUUCAUCUUUUCAAGAAUCUCUGUUGGAACGACAAUCGACAGAUGAUGGUGAUACUGAUAUUGAACCAGGAGAACGUUUACAAUUGGAAACAUCAGCCAUUAUUGAUUCGAAUGUUUCAACAACCACAAUAAAUAAUACAGCAGUUAAACGAACAGCUUCAUUUGUUUCUUUAACUCUAAAUGAUUUACCAUCUCCAUCAAAUGAUCAAUCUAUACCAACAAUUAGCGGUACAAUAUCAUCACAAACAUCAAUUUUUAAAACUUUACCACCACGUCGACUACAACAUAUACAUCGUCGUCAACAUCAACCAAUCCAACAAAAUAAAUCAUCAAAUGUUACUGAAAAUGAUCGUAUGCCAAAUCUAUCACCAUCAACUGUUACAAUGCCAAAUCUUAUGGAAUUAGCAAAUCGUUCAUCACCACUUCUAGUACUUCCUUCAUCAAUGAAUAAUAGUGAUCUAUCAAUGAUAGAUCCGUCAGGUAAAUUUUCAUAUGAAACGUUAACUGAUUCAAAUGGUGUUAAGCAUCAUCGAUUAUAUACUGUAACUGAUAAUCUUCUUCGUCCAUUUUCAAAAAAUGAAACAUCUUUAUUACGAAGUAAUACUGGAAUGAGUACGAAAAUGCCAGCAGUUAAUACUAAUAGUGGAAAUCAUAAAAGAUCAGCUUCACAAAAAGUCAAUAAUCAUUUAACACAACCACCUUUAGCAACAAUUGAAUCUGUAUUAAGAGAACGAUCAAUGCUCAUUGCUAAUGAAAAUACACAUCAACCAGAUGCUAUGGAACGUGUUAAUCAUAUUCUUAAACAACUUUAUUUACCAUUAGAAAAAAAUAAAAAAUCAUAA